AUGAAAAUUUUAGUUAUUGGCGAUAUAUUUGGCCAAACUGGCCGUAAAGUGGUUAGAAAUUACCUUCUACAAUUAAAAAAAGAGCAGAGUGAUAUUGACCUGGUUAUUGCUAAUGUAGAAAAUGCUACUCAUGGCAAGGGAGUAUCCCACAAACAUUAUAAAGAACUAAAAGAUGCGGGCAUUGAUAUAAUGACUUCAGGCAAUCAUAUUUUCGCUAAUGAGGAAACACGAAAAUAUAUCCAGGAAGUUCCAGAUUUAUUAAGGCCUCUCAAUUCUAAUCCUUAUCAUCUAGGGCCUGGAACAAUUUUGACUAAAAUUAAAGGUAAAAAAAUUCGGAUUACUAAUUUAUUAGGAACGAAUUUUAUGCCUCUUGCAGUUGAAAAUCCCUAUUUUGCUUUGGAGAAAAUAUUAAACUUACAAGACUGGGAUCUGCAUUUGGUAGAUUUUCAUGCCGAGGCUACGGCCGAAAAAAUUGCCCUAGCUUUAUAUUUUGACGGAAAAAUCAGCGUUCUGUGGGGAACCCAUACUCAUGUCCAAACGGCUGAUGAAAGAAUUUUGCCCGGCGGGACUGGUUUUAUUACAGAUUUGGGAAUGACCGGACCUUAUAGCGGAGUUAUUGGAGCCAAACCAGAAUAUGGUUUGCCUGCUAAAAUGGCUCCCCAAGAGGACAACGGACAAUUUAAUGGAGUCAUUUGGGAAUUUGACGAUGAUAACAAUAAAUUAAUAAGUUAUUUGUUGGUUAUUCCUAAUAAGGAAAAAUUUGCUGGUAAUUCCGAAGAAAAAUUUGUGCCACUUGGAACCCUUGCUAAAAUUAAUUUGGAUAUUACCACGGAUGAUUUGGAACCAAUUCUUAACUCCUUCAAAGAAAUUCAAUUACGGGGAUUGGAAAGAGUAAGAGUAAACAGCCUGGAUAAGCGAGUUUUAUCGGAAAAAAAAUUAGAUGAGAGAUCGUUAGAUGAAUUGACCGAGAAAUUUGUUCGCCAUCUGCCAGACAUUCUGGAAAAAUCCAAAUUGAGUGCGGUUGACAAAUUGCCUUAUAUGACAAUGAUGAGGGGAAAUGUCAGCAAUAUAAUCGAUUUUAUUGCCCAAAAUACCUCCUUGGAUUUACAAGAAAGGCUUGACAUUUUAAUCAACCUGCCCGACCGAAAAAAAAUUGAUGAGGACCUGGAAAAAGAAACGAAAGAGGAAAUUAAAAAACAGCAAGAGGAAUUAAAAAAAUCCCGCGGCUAUGGCAGUGGAGAAAUGAAAAAAUAUUUGGAGCGUUUGGAGAAAGAAUCUUAUCCGGAUUAUGUGAAAAAAGUUGCUUAUGAAGAAAUUGAGCGCUACGAAAUUCUGCAUCCUAGUUCAAGUGAGGCCGCCAAAGUCCGACAUAAAUUAACUGAAAAUCAUUACGGGCUCAAAGAAGUGAAAGAAAAAAUUUGCGAAUAUUUGGCUGCCAAAAAUCUACUGCUUUAUGGUCCGCCAGGUGUGGGAAAAACUUCUAUUGCUAAAUCUAUAGCCGAUGCUUUGGGGAUACCAUUUCUGGUUUUUUCUGCCGCAGGAGUUAAUGAUGUUUCAAUAAUAAAAGGUCAUAUUCGCACUUAUGUAGGUGCUAUGCCGGGCAAUCCGGCUUAUGCUUUAUUAGAAGUUCUGGACCCGCAACAAAAUAAAAAAUUUAUUGACAAUUAUUUGGGAGAAGAAGUUCCUUAUGACUUAUCAAAGGUCAUUAUUAUUUGCGCUGCCAACGACCCUUGGAAAAUCCCAGCUCCACUAUUAGACCGAAUGGAAAUGAUUCACCUUUCCUCUUACACCGAAGUCGAAAAAUUUCAUAUUGCCAAGGACUACAGCAUUCCGGCCAUUUUGGAAAAAUAUUGCUCUAUUACUAAAAGAGAAGGUGGGGAAAGAAUCAAAUUUACUGACGAGGCUAUUAAAUAUCUAAUAAGAAGUUAUACACGGGAAUCAGGGGUUCGGGAAUUAAAACGAAAGAUUGAAACUGUAGUCCAAAAGUUUAUCGUCCAAUUUAUUCAGGGAGAAAAAGAAGAAUUAAUUGUUACUCCGGAAAACUUGCUGGAUUAUCUGAAAAAACCCGAUUAUGAGUUUACUAAAAAACGUCAGCAUCCGGAAAUUGGAGCUGCGACCGAUAUUUUGCCAAUUGAAGUGGCUUAUUAUCCUCGUAAAGAAGGCGAACCUGAGUUCACUGGAAACUUGGGAGAUAUUAUGAAAGAAUCCUGCACGGUGGCCCUGGAUUAUAUUCGGGCUAAUUGCGAAAAAUUUGGUAUUGACCCCAAAAAAUUCUCUCAAAAUAAAAUUCGUAUUCAUGCCGUAGAAGGUGCUGUUCCCAAGGAAGGUCCUAGUGCUGGUAUUGCUUUAACUUCGGCCAUUAUUUCGGCUCUCACCAAUCAAGCCAUCUCUACCGAAGUGGGAAUGACCGGAGAAAUUACUCUUCAUGGUCACGUAGAACCGAUUGGGGGCUUGAAGGAAAAAGCCAUUGCCGCCCAUCGUAGCGGAUUAAAAACAAUUAUAAUUCCCAAAGCCAAUGAAAAAGAUAUUGAUGAUAUUCCUGAAGAAGUUCGGCAAAACCUAGAAAUUAUCACGGUUGAUGAGUAUGAAAAGGAGACCAAAAACCAAGCCCAAAAAGAGUGGAAUAAUCUUUCCUACACGGACCGAUUAAGUUUAGUAAAAAGAGAACGCCCCGGCGACAAAAGUUGUGAGGAAAGAGCAGCCUGCCCUGAAAUAGAUGCCUUGGUGUUAAGCCAAUUUGUAGGCAAGGCUAACCAUGAAAAAUACAAUUGUCCGAACUGUGAUUUAAAAAAUUAUCCUUCACAACUGCCACCAGGAGGUAGUGAUAGCAAUCUCUCAAUUGGCUCUAACGAAAAUAGUUUUCCUACUGAUAAUUCCGAGAGGAGAACACCUGACCAGCAAUCAAAAGAAAAAUCAUCGGUUCAAUCGGACAAAAGCAAAUGGUGA
Molecule: messenger RNA, 2946 nt
Organism: Racocetra fulgida
Lineage: Eukaryota; Fungi; Glomeromycota; Glomeromycetes; Diversisporales; Gigasporaceae
Source: the annotation of a GenBank genome assembly